AUGUCAAGUUUGGAGUCUCUGAAGAAGCACUCGACUGUGGUCGCCGAUACUGGUGACUAUCAAGGUAAUUUUGAUGCUAGUUUUGAAGAUAGUGUAGUAUAUUAUAAUAAUGCUUUCAUGAUUUUUAUAUCGUUCAUAUUUUUUUAAUAAGAUUUUGACUUUUUUGUUAUGUUUGCUUUGUUAUUUUGCAAAUAAUCAUUGUUUUGGAUAGGCCAACAAUUAGAAACUUCAAUUAUUUAUAGAAGUUUUAGUGUAACAGUGUAAUUGAGAUGACUUGUGGUUGUAAUGUAGCAAUUUUGUCUGUUAGAUGACCUUGAGUAUGUUGUACUUUGAAACAUUUUUUGAUUAAUGGCUUGUUACUUUGUAAUCAAUGGUUUUUAAAGGUUUAAAAGCUUGUACUACAAGUGAUUAACAUAUGUUUUUGCAGCCAUCAAGGAGUUCCAGCCAACUGAUGCCACUACCAACCCCAGUUUGAUCUUGGCCGCUUCUAAAGUCGAUGCCUACAAACCGCUGAUUCAGAAGGCUGUGCAAUAUGCGAAGGAAAAGGCUUCUGGAAAGCCAAAGGAGGAAGUUAGAGCAUUGGCCAUUGACAAGUUGUUCGUUUUGUUUGGAAAGGAAAUCCUUCAGAUCAUUCCUGGACGUGUUUCUACAGAAGUCGAUGCACGGUAUGUUCAAAAUAUGUUUUUGGUUAAAAAUUUGCAAAAUUGUUCGCUACUUACUGACACGGCACUAUUAUUGUAUAUUCGCAUCUUUAAUACUAUUAUUGUUCAAGUUUUACGUUAAUUUAAUUUUAGCCUGUCAUUCGACAAAGAAGCCUCGGUUCAAAAAGCUUUGUCGCUGAUCAAACUGUACGAGGAAGAAGGUAUCUCCAAGGAAAGAAUCCUCAUCAAGUUGGCUUCAACCUGGGAAGGAAUCGAAGCUGCUCGUGAGCUUGAAUCCAAACAUGGCAUCCACUGUAACAUGACACUGUUAUUCAACUACGAACAAGCCAUAGCUUGUGCGCAAGCUAAUGUCACUUUAAUCUCGCCCUUCGUUGGCCGUAUCUACGAUUGGUAUGUGAAGAGCACGGGAAAGAAGGACUACACCAGAUCUGACGAUCCAGGAGUCCAAAGUGUCACCAAGAUCUUCCACUACUACAAGAAGUUUGGCCACAAGACUCAAGUUAUGGCCGCUUCCUUCAGAAACACAGAAGAGAUCAAGGGAUUGACUGGUUGUGAUCUUUUGACUAUCAGUCCAGCCUUGUUGGGACAAUUGGCUAAGGAUUCCGAGACUCUGGAGCCGGUAUUGACUGUAGAAAAAGGUAAGCAGUUUCAAAAUUUGGCCAUUUUUUGAGCUUAUUACUUUGGCCGAAGUUCAAUUUGUUUUUAUAUGUUUUUCAACAUAUUUUAAGGCAUGUGUUCUUUAAACGUCUUCAGCCAUGUUUACUAAUUAUUUCAAGCCUCCGGCAUUAAUAAAUGGCGUUUGAUAAAAAAUUUCUUUAGUUUAUUAUUUUAUCAGACGUAUUUUGCAAUAUCAAGCUGUAAACACAAAGUAUAACAUAGUCUUUGAACCUAUUUUUGUCGGUUUGUCUAAAAAAACCAAAAAUUGAAUCAAAAUGUUGUAGAAGGUAUAAUUUUUUAAAAAUUUUUUAAAUGAGGCAAAGUUUAAGCAUCAUAAAAAGGUGAAAAAAUUCUUUUUUAUUAACUAAUUGCUAUUAAUUGUAGCCAAGAACGCUGACCUGAAGGAAGUUAAAGUGACAGAACAAGUGUUCCGCUUCCAACUGAACGAAGAUGCUAUGGGAACAGAGAAGUUGGCCGAAGGAAUCAGAAAGUUCGCGGCCGACGCCAUCACUCUAGAACAACUGGUAGACCAACAACUCUAA
Messenger RNA from Bursaphelenchus okinawaensis, 1861 nucleotides. Lineage: Eukaryota; Metazoa; Nematoda; Chromadorea; Rhabditida; Aphelenchoididae. The record is from the annotation of a GenBank genome assembly.